AUGAUAAGAAUUAAUUAUGAAAAAAUAAUUCAUUGUAACUAUCAUUUUUUAGUCAAACUUAGAAGGUUGAAAUAGUUAAUUUGUAUUUGCAUAAACCUUUAUAUAGAAAAAUUGCAUAGAAAGGAGGAACUUGCUUGAUGCAAGGUUUUCCAUAGAGAUAGAUUGGAGAGAUAAACAGAUUGGUUCCAAAAGAUGCUAAAGUAUAUAUUGAUUGAUAUAUGAAAUUAAAAUUUAGGCUUCACAUGAGAAAAUUUCAUUAAGUUUUUAAGAUGGUUCUAUUUUAUCUCAUCUGGCUUCAUUCAGAAAUAUAUUAAUGUUAAAUAAAGAAUUUGAGGAUGAUGGGGAUUGA
Messenger RNA from Paramecium pentaurelia, 349 nucleotides. Lineage: Eukaryota; Ciliophora; Oligohymenophorea; Peniculida; Parameciidae. The record is from the annotation of a GenBank genome assembly.